Messenger RNA from Mollisia scopiformis, 693 nucleotides. RefSeq lists its product as uncharacterized. NCBI's taxonomy places the organism in Eukaryota, Fungi, Ascomycota, Leotiomycetes, Helotiales, Mollisiaceae. The transcript is spliced from 4 exons. The record is from RefSeq and is a predicted model, not a curated record. Bases 1 to 693 code for a protein of 230 amino acids.
AUGAGCACCAGGAAUCCUGGUAAAACUGCCCAAAAGCGUAUACACCAACAACGUGAUCAAUCGGACGAUGAUGAGGAACGGCAGGAAAGCGAGGACGAGGCGCCUGAGCAGAAGAAGCAGAAGAAGCAGAAAAAGACCACUGAACCAGUCACGGAUGAUAAAGUAGAUCUCCUUGUCGGUACUUGGGACACGGCAAAGCAGAACAGCUCCAAAGACAUACCAGUAUACGCAUACCUCAACGACAACCAGAGAGUUCGAUUCCGGUAUCAUAAGGAAGAUCAGUAUGCCCUGGAAAUCACAAUUCCUACAGCACCAAUAUACCGGUCCAUCCAAUUCAAGCGGAGCAUUUCAGACCGCAUGAAACCGGACGGAGUAAAGAUCAUCAAAGACCUCUUGCUUGCUCAAAAUGGCAGCGGAAGUGUUGUGGACCCAAACGAGGUCCAUGCCAACGAAGCCGAAACCAACGAAGAAGAGCAUCUCUCGGAGGCCGAAGACGAAAUCUCGACUUCGGAGCUAUCUGCUAAUGCCGAGAAACAAGGUGAGAUCAAGGCAUCAUCCGAGCAUUCUCUCGCCAUUCUCUUCGAGUCUCUAAAGACUGUUGGUGAUAUCGUAAAGAAGCUGGUAUCAGACCAGAACGAGAGCAUCGAGGCGCUGAGACUUGAGAUUGAAGGUAUCAAGCAAGGAGAAAAUUAG